Rhinichthys klamathensis goyatoka is the source of this 955-nucleotide messenger RNA. Its product is annotated as ribosyldihydronicotinamide dehydrogenase [quinone]-like. NCBI's taxonomy places the organism in Eukaryota, Metazoa, Chordata, Actinopteri, Cypriniformes, Leuciscidae. The transcript is spliced from 6 exons. The coding region runs from base 1 to 876 and encodes 291 amino acids. Gene Ontology annotation, molecular function: NAD(P)H dehydrogenase (quinone) activity. Gene Ontology annotation, cellular component: cytosol. The record is from RefSeq and is a predicted model, not a curated record.
AUGCUUGAUGAAGGUGAAAUGUUUUGGGAUGAGGUUGUUAAUGGCAACAAGCAGAAGUCAGCUGCAAAGACAGUGUUGAUCGUGUAUGCGCACCAGAGUGCUGGAUCUUUCAAUGCAGCCAUUAAAGAUGCUGCUGUAGAUGUGCUGAAGAAACAGGACUGCAAUGUUCUUGUGUCUGACCUGUAUGAAAUGAAAUUCAAGGCCACAGCAACCAAGGAGGAUAUUACUGAAGCAGUGAAGAACCCAGAACAUUUCUGCUAUGGAGAGGAGACCAUGCUGGCCUGGCAGGAGGGACGACUAGCUUCUGAUAUUGUAGAGGAGCACAAGAAACUAAAAGAAGCAGAUAUUGUUAUUUUUCAGUUUCCCAUGUACUGGUUCUCGGUUCCUGCCAUCAUGAAAGGCUGGAUGGAUCGGGUUUUUACCCUUGGUUUUGCAUACACCUCGGAAAAGCGCUACAGUGCAGGCAUCUUCAGGGAAAAGAAAGCCAUGUUGUCAUUCACCACUGGUUCCCAUGAGACCAUGUUCAGCUCCAAUGGGAUCAAUGGAGAUAUUAAUGUCACUCUGUGGCCAGUUCAGAAUGGUGUCCUCAAUUACUGUGGCUUCCAGGUCCUCGCACCACAGGUCUUCUGGGCACCCACACAUCUCUCUGCUGAGGAUCGUGACAGCCUGUUGAAAGACUGGCGUACUCGUCUUCAAGGUCUUUUAAGCGAAGUGCCUCUCUCCUUCCCACCCGUAGACAGUUUUGAUGAGGUGGAAGGCUUUCAGCUGAAGCCUGAAGUUCAUGAAAAGCAGGCUGAUUCCCCCUUCGGUCUCACUGUGGGUCACCACCUGGAGAAACCUCUGCCACCGCACAGUCAGAUGAAAGCUGGGGUAUGAGAUAUGAGCAACUGUCCCCAUGUGGCCAUGUUCCUGUUUAACUGUCAUGAAGCUUAAUUUUUUUUUUAAUGUGAAUAAA